Messenger RNA from Ctenopharyngodon idella (grass carp), 2524 nucleotides. It is a transcript of the gene csgalnact1b, whose product is annotated as chondroitin sulfate N-acetylgalactosaminyltransferase 1b. The transcript has 8 exons. Gene Ontology annotation, molecular function: glucuronosyl-N-acetylgalactosaminyl-proteoglycan 4-beta-N-acetylgalactosaminyltransferase activity. Gene Ontology annotation, cellular component: Golgi cisterna membrane. The record is from RefSeq and is a predicted model, not a curated record. The coding region runs from base 424 to 1929 and encodes 501 amino acids. NCBI's taxonomy places the organism in Eukaryota, Metazoa, Chordata, Actinopteri, Cypriniformes, Xenocyprididae.
GUUAGCUAUAAUAACUCUCGCAGGAGUGAUACUGACAGGCUGCUGCAUUUAAAAAAACACUUUCCUGCUUGAUUUCUUCAAGGUUUGAAUAAUUGAACUUGCAGAACAAGCGGUCUUUGAGAGUGUCGAUGGGAGGAGUCGCCUGAGGCCCAACAGAGCGUCUCUGAAUUACCCAUACUGCCCCACAGAGGGGCCGUUCAGAGACCCGUCCCGCCGGCACAAGACAAACAUGCAGGAUAAACAUCUCUGAGCCGAACCUUCACCUGAGCAGAAACAAAAAGAAGACAUGAUCUGACAUCAAGAGUUCUCAAGCAAUGGAUGAAAUCACCUGAUGCUGAAACGGUUCUUCAUUAAUUCUAAGUCCAAAACUGCAGAAGUCUGUAUCGAAUCGUGUCGCACAGCUGCUGAUUGAAGCGGUCAGUCAUGUUGAAGAGACCCGUCAGGCCGGUCAUCACCGCUGCGCUGCUGCUCUGCUUCGCUCUGCUGCUGUACCGUCUGUCCUGCGGGACUCGAACCCGGACCCGCUCAGAGAGGCCCGCGGGUGAAGACGCGUAUGAGGCUUUACUGCAGCAGCACGAGCGGCAGUAUCUGCUCUACACCGCCAACCUCACCAAACAAAUCUGGCAGCUGAAAAAAGACCUGCAGGAGAGGUCAGUGAUCUUCCCGCCGGACCCUGAGGAAAGAAGCCGCUCAGAGCUGGAAGAGUUCAUGCGGAACCGGCUGAGACGGGCCGAGGUCGGCUCAGGAGAACACCUGCAGAACGAGUUCGCAGUGCUGCCGUUCGACAGCUUCACCCUCCACAGGGUUUAUCAGCUGGAGACCGGCCUCACGGGACACCCUGAGGAAACACCGCUCCGUCCGGACCGCAGGAACGAGCUGAACGGAGCGCUAGAAGCGGCGCUGCAUCUGCUGAACCAACCGCAGGCUGGAGACUCGCGGAACCGGAGGACUUACUCUCCACAACACUUCCAUGAAGGAAUCUUUCGCACCGAGAGGGAUAAAGGAACGUUGUAUGAUCUUGUCUUCAGAGAAAACAGCGUUCCAGACUUCAGGAGACUCGUCUUCUUCCGUCCGUUUGCACCACUGAUGAAGGUCAAAGAGGAACUCAUGGACACGUCCCAGAUCCUCAUCAAUAUAAUCGUGCCGCUGGCCGGGAGAGUGGACGCCUUCAGACAAUUCAUGCACCGUUUCAGUGAAGUUUGCAUCGGUCAGGAUGGAAGGACGCAUCUCACCGUCGUGUUCUUUGGGUCAGAGAAGAUGGAUGAAGUGAAAGGAAUUCUGGAUGUAAUAUCAAGGAGAAUGAAGUACAGGAACGUGACUCUGAUCCGUCUGAACGAAGCGUUCUCCAGAGCUCGAGGGCUGGACGUCGGCGCUCGCGCCUGGAAGCAGAGCGACGUCCUGCUGUUCUUCUGUGAUGUGAACGUUCACUUCACCGCAGACUUCCUGAACUCCUGCCGCAUGAACGCACAGCCAGGUAAAAAGGUGUUUUAUCCAGUGAUGUUCAGCCAGUAUAAUCCAGAGAUCAUCUAUGGUCAACAUCUCCCUUCUGCUGAAGAUCAGCUGGUGAUCAGGAAAGAUUUUGGAUUCUGGAAGGACUUUGAUUUUGGGAUGACGUGCCAGUACAGAUCAGACUUCAUGAACAUCGGUGGAUUUGACGCGUCUGUGGAAGGAAGCGCUACAGCAGACGUGCGUCUCUACAGGAAGUUCCUGCGCAGCAGUCUGCUGGUGGUUCGAGCGCCGUCGCGUGGCCUGUUUCACGUGUGGCAUCAGACUCUCUGUCAUGCUCAUUUAUCCACAGAGACUUUUAAACUGUGUUUGCAGUCUAAAGCUCUGAACGAAGCGUCUCACAGUCAGCUGGGACUGAUGAUCUUCCACCAGCAGAUCAACAAUCAUCUGCACAAAUACAACCAGCACAAUAUAAAGUCAUGAGGAACAGCUCUGAGAACUAUCCAAAGACAGUUAUGUGCUUAUAUUGAUAUAGACCCAACUAUCGUUCUUUCAACGUUCUCUCAAAGUUAUGAACAAACGUUCCUCCAGUAACAUUAAUAGAACGUUCGUUCAAAGUUAUCUGGUCUUUAAUAAUGUUCUCAAAACAUUGGUACAAAUGUUAUUUAUCCUUCAGUCAUGGAACGUUUUUUUAGUUGGAUGUUUGUUUUUUAAACGUUCAGAUGGUUCAGAAAACAUUUAAAAGUAUCCCGUAAUAUUUGCAAAACGAUAAAAUAGAGAAAACAUUCCCUUAAUGUUUUCUCUAACGUUUUUAAAACAUUCAAAAACCUAGAUGUUUUGAACGUUCUGCAAACAUUCAGAAAUUAUGUUUUCGUAAUUUAAGGGGAACAUUAGCAAAUUGUUCUUAGAACAAAUUUCUGUUAGAUACAGGGAAGUGCUUUUGGGUGAACUGAAUUAUUGCAACAUUGAUUCUGUCAUUUCCCUUUUUAUUAAUGUGAAGCUGCUUUAAAACAAAACAAUCUGUAUUGCAUAAUGUGCUGUUUAAAUAAAUCUGACUGUGUGUAUUAUAUAUGUAUGU